GAAAAUUUGGAAAAGGGCUUGGUCUUUAGAUUCCAAUAUCAUGAAGAUUGGUGUAUCUGUUGUGAGUAGGUGUUGUAUGUCUUGUAAGGAUUUGGAGAAUGAAACUCAUUUGAAUGUGUUUAUGCCAGAGCUGUAUGGGAUAAAUUUGCUCGGAUUGUUUGUUUCAACUUAUCCAUAGAGCGACUCCUUUGGUAAGGUUUUUGCGUUUAUGUAGAAUUUUUAAAAGGAAGUCUCUAAGUCAUGAGAUUAUGCGAAGUGUUGCCUUGGUUUUGUUUUGGCAAAUUUGGAAGGAAAGAUGCAGAAGGGUUUCUGGGGAGGGGUCUGUGCAUUGUUAUGCCAUUUUUAUGAAGAUUCACAACAUUCUUCGUUAUCAAGUGAGGAAUAUAAAGCUGACAGUACAAGAUGAUGGUCUUGGUAAAUCAAUUUUAAAGUCUUUGCAAAUUGUGGCUUCUGUUUCUAUUUGGUUUAGAUGUGUUUGGGUAAAAUGGACAGCUCCUUCUGUUGGUAUUAUGAAACUGAACACUGAUGGGGAUGCUAAGAAUAAUUCGGGAAUAGCUGGGGGUGGUGCUGUUUUGAGGAAUGAUAAAAGAAAUGUGGUUUUAGCUAGCUCUUUCUUCUACAAUGAAUGUUCAAACAAGGCGGCUGAGUUCAGGGCAUUGUAUGAUGGUCUUCAUUUGAUAUGGCAGUAUGAUUUGUCAUGUUACAGAUUUGUUAUUGAAUGUGAUUCGCUGGUGCUUGUGAAUUCUAUUCUGGGUUUGUGUGCAUGUCCCUGACCUUUUCUGGAUAUUCUAAGGUAGAUUAGAGAAAUGUUAAGGAGUUUGGAGUAUGACUUGGUUCAUAUUUUUCGAGAAGCUAAUAAUGUUGAUUGUUUGGCUAAUCAAGUUGUAUUAAUUAGAAGAACUACUGAUUAUUCAACUGAUUUAAGAUUAUCUUGUGAAGUGAAGUUGACUUUGGCUCAAGACUUCCGGGGUUUGCUUUUUUUACGGUAGAGAAGGGAGGUAGUGCUUGAUGACAAGAGUUAAUGGUUGGAUGUAUGGUGUCUGAAACAUGGUAUAUAGGAUGGAAUUAGUAGUCUGUUAGAUUUUUUGGAUGUGCUUUGCUUUGCUUGUUUGCCGCUUUGGUCUAGAGGGAGCUUUUGGAAGGAGUUGUUUAGUUGUUUUGGUUAUUGUACAUCUUUUGUUAGUUUUGAAUAGGCUAUGCCUUACUUGCUUCUUGUAAUUCUGUUGGU
This is a messenger RNA of Ilex paraguariensis (yerba mate), 1228 nucleotides long. NCBI's taxonomy places the organism in Eukaryota, Viridiplantae, Streptophyta, Magnoliopsida, Aquifoliales, Aquifoliaceae. The record is from the annotation of a GenBank genome assembly.